Messenger RNA from Micropterus salmoides (largemouth bass), 1058 nucleotides. RefSeq names its product EMG1 N1-specific pseudouridine methyltransferase (gene emg1). The transcript has 5 exons. Bases 1 to 714 code for a protein of 237 amino acids. Gene Ontology annotation, cellular component: nucleolus; small-subunit processome. Gene Ontology annotation, molecular function: rRNA binding; rRNA (pseudouridine) methyltransferase activity. Gene Ontology annotation, biological process: rRNA base methylation. Lineage: Eukaryota; Metazoa; Chordata; Actinopteri; Centrarchiformes; Centrarchidae. The record is from RefSeq and is a predicted model, not a curated record.
AUGGCGGCUCCUAAUGGGAAGAAGCGUGGUCUUGAACAUUUGGACGAAUAUGAACCAAAACCGGCCAAACACCUCCGCAGCCUGCACGACCGUAUGGCAGAGAGGAGACUAGUUGUUAUUCUAGAGGGGGCUUCGUUAGAAACAGUGAAGGUCGGAAAAACCUUUGAGCUGUUAAACUGUGACCAACACAAAAAUAUCAUCGUCAAAAGUGGAAGGAAUCCGGGACAUAUAAGACCAGAUAUCGCACAUCAGUGUCUGCUCAUGUUGAUGGACAGUCCACUGAACAGGGCAGGCCUGUUGCAGGUUUACGUCCACACAGAGAAAAAUGCUUUAAUAGAGAUCAACCCACAGACCCGCAUCCCAAGAACCUUCACUCGCUUCUGUGGCCUCAUGGUUCAGCUGCUGCACAAGCUAAGUGUCAGGGCUGCUGAUGGUCCCCAAAGGCUUCUGAAGAUGAUUAAAAAUCCAGUGUCUGACCACCUGCCUCCUGGCUGCCCACGCAUAGCCACCUCCUUCUCUGCUGGAGAGGCUGUCUGCCCCCGGACUUUAGUGCCAGAGGGACCGGCUGCAGUGGUGAUUGGAGCGUUUGCACAUGGAGCGGUGAAUGUGGACUACACAGAGAAGACAGUGUCCAUCAGUAACUACCCCCUCUCUGCAGCACUGACCUGUGCCAAGAUGUGCUCUGCCUUCGAAGAAGUGUGGGGUGUCCUGUGACAGUCAGUCAGUCAGUGAACUACUGAGGUUGACCCGGCAGUGACAGUAGAGUACAUGGACAUUUUGUAAUGGACUCGGAAUGGAUAUGACACAAACGUUGGGAUGAAAGUCUAUUUCUACAGUGAUGCCGUGUGGACUACAGACAUGUAUCCUGUUAUACACUGUAUGUGUAUACUUGUAUGAUGGCAUUGGGCCACCAUGCGGAGCAUACAUAGGUUUCUGUACCCAGUGUUCCCUUUUCAUGUAGAAGCAUGGCUGUUUUUUAUACCAUUAUCAAUUGUACCAAUUACGGAGUUUUGGAUUAUCAGUCAAAGCAGUUACAUUAAAAUAUGACAAAAUAAUGA